AUGCAGGAUAUAAGUCAUUUUGAAGUUCAAGGAUUAUUUGAACAUGACGAUAAUGAUGAAAAUGAAAGGAUAGAUUUAAACUUUCGUAAUAUAGAUGAAAAUUUUACCACUGAAAUUCUUCAACAUUCAUUUUGUGAAGGUAUUCAACAAAUGAUUGAUGUUAAAAAGCUAAAUGAAAUUCGAGUUUAUCGAAAAACGCUAUUACAAGAAAUCAAAAAAGUUAUUGAAAAUCGUGGAUUUUCUGCUGAUCGAAGUGAAACAUGGAUAAGUGAGUGUUUUGAUAAAAUUUUAAAAUAUCAGAAUAAUGGCAUACCAAUGGAACGUCGUUCUGAACAAAGGAUAUUACAGUUAGUAUUAAAUAAAAAAAACUAUGAUGAUUUUCGUUGUAAUGAUGUCGUUCCACAAUUUCGAUCAAAAGGUGCAGGCAAAAGUGUCUUUAAUUACGAAGGUAUUCCAGAUGGUGCUUGCCAAUCCAAAGCAUCAACUGUAUCUCCAACUGUUAAAAAAAAUAUUGGAAUUAAUAAAAAUCACGUUGGAAAAUUUAAUCAAAGUAUUAAAUCAAUUAAUGUUCUUGAUCCAGAUGAUCCCUGUGUUAAAAAUCGAUUUUUACGAUAUGUAUCAGAAAAUAAAUUCGAAUCAUUUAUGAUCGUUAUAUCAGUUAUUUAUGAAAUUAAAGAAUUAAUAUUAAUUUUAACGGAUAAAAAUGGUGAAACUAUACAAAAAUUAACUGUUCAUAUUUUAGAAAAGGCCAUUGACCAGAUUGGAUCGUGUAUUACAUCAGUUCUUGCAGCCUUGUUACCUGGCAUUGGAAGUUUUGUUAUUGGAGUUUUAGGUGGACUUAUUUUUGGAUUUAUUGGAAAAAAAGUCGGUGAAUUAAUAUUUUCUUUAUAUCCAAAAGUUGCACCUGGUGAAGGGCCACCCAAAUCAGACUAUUUCUCAUUGGUUUAUGGUUCAAACAGCUGUUUUGGUGAACCUUUAAAUGAAUAUAAUUUACAAGACAUGUUUGGCAUACCAAAAUCAGAUGAUUCCUCAUUGGUUUAUGGUUCAAACAGUUAUUCUGGUGAACCUUUAAAUGAAUAUAAUUUGCAAGGCAUGUUUGGUAUACCAAAAUCAGACUAUAAUUAUUAA
This is a messenger RNA of Rotaria socialis, 1128 nucleotides long. The record is from the annotation of a GenBank genome assembly. Lineage: Eukaryota; Metazoa; Rotifera; Eurotatoria; Philodinida; Philodinidae.